AUGAUGACUGCCUCUUCCCCCAUUGAUGUUGCACCACAGCCUCCACCAGUGCCUAUCACAUCCACUGGCACUGGUAUCGCCAAUCUUCCUAACCAACGACACAAGAUCGUUGCAAAGAACGGUGCCAACUUUACGUUAAUGGUCUGUGGUGAAUCGGGUGUGGGUAAGACCACCUUUGUCAAUACUCUGUUCACGUCCACUAUCAAGGAACCAAAGAAUUUGAGCAAACGUCGCCUGCGUCCUGCAAAUAAAACGGUGCAAAUCCAAAUAACGAAAGCAGAACUCGAGGAAAAGAUGUUCAAGGUCAAGCUCACUAUCAUUGAUACACCAGGUUUUGGUGAUUAUGUGAAUAACCGCCAUAGCUGGAUUCCAAUUGUGGAUUUCAUUGAUGAUCAACAUGAAAAGUACAUGCGUCAAGAGCAGCAGCCAUGUCGGGAAGGAGUGGUGGAUAUGCGUGUACACGCUUGUUUGUAUUUCAUCAAGCCAACUGGACACACGUUGCGCCCCUUGGAUAUUGAAGUGAUGAAGCGCCUCGGCUCACGUGUGAACUUGAUCCCAGUGAUUGCCAAGGCUGAUACAUUGACACCGGCAGAUUUGGCCAAGUUUAAACAAAAUAUCCGUGCUGUCAUUGCUGCCCAAGACAUUCAAGUUUAUUCCUGCCCAAUCGAAAGUGAAGACGAGACAACCACCAAACGCAACGCCAACAUCAUGGCAGCUCUGCCAUUUGCUGUCAUUGGCUCCACCGAGGAUGUUGUCACACCCGAUGGCAGGCGCGUGAAGGGUCGUCAAUAUAGCUGGGGCUGUGCCGAGGUGGAAAACGACGACCACUGCGACUUUAGAAAGCUGCGUAGUCUCCUGAUCCGAACGCACAUGCUCGAUCUUAUCACCACCACUGAAGAAUUGCAUUAUGAGAAUUACCGCCAGGCACAGAUGGAAACACGCAAAUUUGGUGAUCCUAGAUCUCAACCUACUGAGAAUGCCAAGUUCAAGGAAGAGGAAGAGCAAUUACGCAAGCGCUUCACAGAACAAGUCAAGGCGGAGGAAUCUAGGUUCCGUAAAUGGGAACAACAGCUUUUGAGUGAAAGGGAUCGCCUCCACAAGGAGCUCGAAUCGCAAAGCGAGCGUAUCAAGGAACUACAGAAUGAGUUGGAUGCCUACUAUUACAGCCAUCAUAAUUCCCCUAGAUCCGUCAGAAAGUAG
This is a messenger RNA of Lichtheimia ornata, 1200 nucleotides long. RefSeq lists its product as uncharacterized. The transcript is spliced from 7 exons. The record is from RefSeq and is a predicted model, not a curated record. Gene Ontology annotation, molecular function: GTPase activity; molecular adaptor activity; GTP binding. Gene Ontology annotation, cellular component: septin complex; microtubule cytoskeleton; cell division site. NCBI's taxonomy places the organism in Eukaryota, Fungi, Mucoromycota, Mucoromycetes, Mucorales, Lichtheimiaceae. Gene Ontology annotation, biological process: cytoskeleton-dependent cytokinesis. The coding region runs from base 1 to 1200 and encodes 399 amino acids.